AUGGCUAAGGGUUAUAAGUUGAAAGAGCUUUUGGCUAAUGAAAAAACCAAGGAGAAGUACGUGAAGGAGCAAGAGGAAAAGAAAACGCAGAAGAAAGCUGAAUUGAAGAAGAGCGAGCCUGUAGUUAUUUCCCACGAUGAUCUGGUCGGUAAAAAGGAGGCGGAGAAAUUGGAAAGGGAGCAAACCAUUGCAGAAGCUGCUGCCCCAAAGGAGACAGAGGAGUACAAAAGUAAAGCUUUGUCCAAGAAGGAACAAAGAAAGUUAAAGAAACAAUUGAAAGAACAGAAAAUAUCCAAAACUGCAUCUGCUGAAGAAGACGAGGACGAAGAUGAAGAGGAUGAGGAGGAAAGGGGUCUAGAUUUGGAGAAACUGGCUCAAAGCGGUUCCGAAUCCGAGUCUGAGUCUGAAGAUGGCGAUGAUGAUGAAAACGAGAAAUCCGAUGAGGAAGAUGAAGAAAAGGAGGAAAUCGAUGUCCCAUUAUCUGAUGUCGAAUUUGACUCUGACGCGGACGUUGUGCCACACCAUAAGUUGACCAUAAAUAACACCAAGGCAAUGAAGCAUGCCCUGGAACGUGUGCAAUUGCCCUGGGCGAAGCACUCCUUCCAAGAGCACCAAGCGGUUACCUCUUCCGAAGACACCGAUGCUCAAAUCAAGGACAUCUACGAUGAUACAGAGAGGGAGCUUGCCUUCUAUAAGCAGUCGCUAGACGCUGUGUCGCAAGCCCGUGUUCACUUGAAGAGACUGCAUGUGCCAUUUUUGAGACCGUUGGACUAUUUUGCCGAGAUGGUCAAGAGUGACGAGCAUAUGGAUAAAUUGAAAGGCAAAUUGGUGAAGGAGGCCAGUGAGAAGAAGGCGCACGAGGACGCGAGAAAGCAGAGACAACUGAAGAAGUUCGGGAAGCAAGUGCAAGUGGCCACUUUGCAAAAGAGACAGCUCGAGAAGAAGGAAACUUUGGAGAAGAUCAAGUCGUUGAAGAAGAAGAAACAACAAAACGAGAUCAACAACGACGAUUUCGACGUCGGUGUCGAGGAGGCCACAGAGGACACCAAGGACAAGAGAUGGUCCUCUUACAAGGCGAGUGGUAAGCGAGCGGCUAAGAACUCGAAGUACGGCCAAGGUGGGAUGAAGAGAUUCAAGAGAAAGAACGACGCGGACUCAUCGAUGGACACUUCCAGCUUCUCGAACAAGAAAUCGAAGCCAAUGGGCAGACCAGGCAAGAGCAAACGCAGCAGAAGACAUUGA
Huiozyma naganishii CBS 8797 is the source of this 1242-nucleotide messenger RNA. RefSeq names its product Ebp2p (gene EBP2). The record is from RefSeq and is a predicted model, not a curated record. The transcript has a single exon. The coding region runs from base 1 to 1242 and encodes 413 amino acids. Lineage: Eukaryota; Fungi; Ascomycota; Saccharomycetes; Saccharomycetales; Saccharomycetaceae. Gene Ontology annotation, cellular component: nucleolus; preribosome, large subunit precursor; nuclear periphery. Gene Ontology annotation, biological process: ribosomal large subunit biogenesis; rRNA processing.